AUAGGUACCACGAUUAAAGAUAUUAAUAUCUUUAAUCGUGAUAGGUACUCUAUGAUUUCAAACUAAUUUAUGACUUUGGUAAUUUGUUAUUAGUCUACAAAUAACCUCUGACUGCUAUUAACAAAUUUUAGAUAAAACAUUAUAUUGUAUAAUUGUGUUAGUUUGAGAUGAUGUUAAAUACUUUAAAAUUUCAUUUUUUAAAAAAAAACGCAAUGGGAAUGAACCAACGUUGCUUAUGGCAAUGGAUUGAUGACAAUUUCAACCGUUUUGAUGAGGAUCGUAUCAAGGAAAUUGGCCCUAACUUGGCAUGUGCUGAGUGGCUUAUGAAAAAUGGUGCACAAGUCAGAUGGAAAGGUUGUAAAGAAUUUGUCAGCCAUUACGAUUGCUUACCUAGUGUAACAUCCAGUAACCCCGGACAGUUUCUAAUUGAACAAGUUCAUGCUGGAAAAGAAGCUUCAAUUUCACAUAUAGGAUUUAGUUAUUUUGAAAACUGUAAAAAUAUUUCUGAUAUUGAAUUUGUUGGAUGUAACACAAUUGAUAAUGAAGCAUUAAAUAAACUCAAUAUCUUAAAAGAUUAUUUGACAAAUUUGAAAAUUAAUGGCUGUUUAAAUGUUUCUGACCAAGGAAUAAUGUCAUUGGAACAACUUAAGGCAUUAAAAUAUUUGGAAUUGAAAAAUUUACAAUUUUUAAUUAAGCCAGAAGCAGCAAUUGGUCAUCUGAAAACAAAGCUGCCAGAAUGCAAUAUACAAUAUAAUGAAUGAUAAUGAUUUGAAAAAAUAAUAAAAUAUUAUAAAUGCUAUUAUAGGUGGCUGAUACAAAAAUACCAAUUAUACUUAACUAUUUUCACUAUUAAUAUUAUCAUAUAUGACUGAUAUUUUACUGUAAAAUAUAUUUAGAUUCUGUACUAAUAAUAACUAAUAUUUGUAUCUUAUGAACAAUGAAAUAAAAAUUUGAAAAAUA
Aphis gossypii (cotton aphid) is the source of this 960-nucleotide messenger RNA. Its product is annotated as ATP synthase subunit s, mitochondrial. The transcript has 4 exons. The record is from RefSeq and is a predicted model, not a curated record. Bases 168 to 761 code for a protein of 197 amino acids. Lineage: Eukaryota; Metazoa; Arthropoda; Insecta; Hemiptera; Aphididae.